GGGAAGAGCAGCCCCUUCCCCGCCAUCAAGGACUUUUGUUGGACCCGGCUGGUGUGGAGAUAAAGGAGAUUGCAGGAGCUCUGCGGGAGGAGCAGCAGCCUCAAAGGGUUAAGGGACCCGCGGGAGCCUGGAGGGAUGCUCCCACCCUCUGCCAAUCCCGGGAAUCCCUCGUGCUAAUGGAGCACUCACCACAUCAAAGGCUUCAAUCGGGCCAUCGACACCCCCUGCCUCCGGGUCCGCAGCCCCAGCUGCUCUUUGUCUGCAGGCAGGAGCGCAGCAAUGUGGCUGCUCCCCAGCUUUGGGGCCGGCCUGGCCUGGGCUCUCCUCGGCGCGGCGCUGGGCUCCCAGCUGAGGUUGCAGGAACGUUUGCUGUUAAAAUCCCUGGGUUUGAGCGCCAAACCCAGCCCCAAAACCCACGCUCCUGUGCCCCCGGUGCUGUGGCGCAUCUUCCAGAGCAGGAAAACGCUGCCUUCCACCAGCAACGACCUGGGAGCUGCCUGUAGGGUGGAGGAGUUUAACGUCCCCGGCAACAUCAUCCGCGUCUUCGCUGACCAAGGCCACUUCAUUCACCACGGGCAGCCCCCGGGGCUGCUGUGCCUGCAGAAGCGCCUGUACUUUAACCUCUCCGUGCUGGAGGAGGGCGAGCGCUUGACCAUGGCUCAGCUGGAGAUCAAAUUCAGCCACAACUCCUACCCCAGCCCCAGCCAGGGGCAGGGCUUGGACCUGAGGCUCUACCGCAGCUCCCGGCUGCCUCUGCGGGGGACGCCGGCCCCCGAACAGGACCAGAAGCUGCUGGUGGAGCGUUCCUUUGAGCAGCUCCACAAGUCCCUUGUGUUUGACCUGAGCGGGGUGGCGAGGGACUGGAGAACGCACAGCAGGAACCUGGGCUUGAUCCUGGAGAUCGCGGGGAGCGGCGGCUGCGCCAGCAUCAACUCCUUCCUGGACACAUCCCUGCUGGUGGUGACCCUCAGCCAGCAGCAGUGCAGAGGUUCCAGGAGGAGGAGGAGCGCUCAGCACCCUCCCAUCACCCCCAGCAGCCUCUGCAAGCCCCGGCGGCUCUACAUCAGCUUCAGCGACGUCGGCUGGGAGAACUGGAUCAUCGCCCCCCAGGGCUACCUGGCCAACUACUGCCUGGGCGAGUGCCCCUUCCCGCUGACCGCCGAGCUCAACAGCACCAACCACGCCAUCCUGCAGACCAUGGUGCACUCGCUGGACCCCGAGGGGACCCCCCAGCCCUGCUGUGUCCCCGUCAGGCUCUCCCCCAUCUCCAUCCUCUACUACGAUAACAGCGACAACGUGGUGCUGAGGCACUAUGAGGACAUGGUGGUGGAUGAGUGCGGCUGCAGAUAGCGGCGUGUGUGCUGCAGGCCCAGCUGGAGCUGUGGAUGGGUGCUGGAAUAAAUCCAAGUGUGUUAAAUCCC
Pezoporus flaviventris is the source of this 1421-nucleotide messenger RNA. RefSeq names its product growth differentiation factor 1 (gene GDF1). Gene Ontology annotation, molecular function: growth factor activity; cytokine activity. The transcript is spliced from 2 exons. Gene Ontology annotation, cellular component: extracellular region. Bases 280 to 1350 code for a protein of 356 amino acids. Lineage: Eukaryota; Metazoa; Chordata; Aves; Psittaciformes; Psittacidae. The record is from RefSeq and is a predicted model, not a curated record. Gene Ontology annotation, biological process: BMP signaling pathway; SMAD protein signal transduction.